AUGAUUUCUCUGGCUUUGUUUUACCUCCUAGCUGUGGUUUGUUCUGCCAGACGGACACAUGCUCUACCACUGUACCCUGACACCAACCUGGAGCCACAGGCAGAUUUCAUUCAGAAAUUAGUAUCAGAGGUCGAGGAUGGGCCAAACACUGCUGAUGGGGAGCAGAGAGAAGUCAAUGACAUGUAUCCUCUGCUUAUGCAGCACAAUGAAGGCAGAGACUCCUGGAAUAAAGGGACUAAAGAUUUAGCACAACAAGACAGGUUUGCCAACAUGGUAGACGGCCUGAAAGAAGUGGUCUUGAAGAUGGCAGCGGCCGACAAGCUUCGCUCUCAGGGUUUUCUUAGAUCGGAGCAGAAUUUGCCAAAAACAAACAAAAGAGCGUGUUUCUGGAAAUACUGCGUCACCAGCUAGAGCUCAGCAGCCGCAGGACGAUUUUGCCAAAGCCAGGACGCAAACGCCGUCACUCUCUGUCAACAGUUCUUUUUUCCUCCAAACGUUAUAUCCAUCACAUGAACUUGAUCGUGAGAAAAUAUAUUUUUGAAGAAGUAACGCUGUGUUUUUUUGUGGCUGAAAU
Molecule: messenger RNA, 574 nt
Organism: Limanda limanda (common dab)
Lineage: Eukaryota; Metazoa; Chordata; Actinopteri; Pleuronectiformes; Pleuronectidae
Gene: urp1
Product: urotensin-related peptide 1
Exons: 5
Coding region: 1-411 (136 amino acids)
Biological process (GO): blood vessel diameter maintenance; regulation of blood pressure
Cellular component (GO): extracellular region
Molecular function (GO): hormone activity
Source: RefSeq, a predicted model, not a curated record